This is a messenger RNA of Sparassis crispa, 729 nucleotides long. Its product is annotated as Mediator of RNA polymerase II transcription subunit 4. The transcript is spliced from 3 exons. Gene Ontology annotation, cellular component: mediator complex; core mediator complex. NCBI's taxonomy places the organism in Eukaryota, Fungi, Basidiomycota, Agaricomycetes, Polyporales, Sparassidaceae. The record is from RefSeq and is a predicted model, not a curated record. Bases 1 to 729 code for a protein of 242 amino acids. Gene Ontology annotation, molecular function: transcription coregulator activity. Gene Ontology annotation, biological process: regulation of transcription by RNA polymerase II.
AUGCAGCCCUCUGAGUUCGGAGCAGACGAGCCAGUGCCUCCCUCUAUGACAGAAAUUCUGCUCGAACCGCUGAACACACUUCAAGCACUUUCGCAGCAACUCUUCCAGUCGCUCGGCCCCGUGCAGGCACGGCCCCCUCCACCACCACCCAUUUCCGUGUUCGUAGCGGUUGACGACGCGCUCGCAUCUGCUGUGCAGCUCUCGCGCACACAUCAGGUGAAGCAGCGCAGGAUUGAGCAGCUGAAGCGCGAGGUGCUUGAGCUAGAGGGGCGCUGGCGCCAGAUCGUACAGGAGCUCGAGGACGGCCGCCGCGAGUUGGGUGUGAUAGUGCGCGACGGUGAGGAGCGCAUCAAGAGUAUCGAGGAGGCGAAAACAGCGUCCAUUCCCUACCCUGAGCUGCUGGCUUACGCACAGAGUCUUUCCGCGUUUACCUCUGCGCCACCGAACAUGCCAGAUCUCGCUCUGCCUGGGCAGCCACCUCCACCCCUUUUCUUCCCGCCAUUCCCGAAUGAAGAAAAGAUGCGUCGUGGCCAUAUGAACGACGAGGAGCCGCUCGGGAUUCUCGGGGAGACACACUCCGUGGGCAAGGCACCAACGGUGUCGCCGAAGUCUGUAGAACGGCAACCUCUCAUGGCUGGCCCAGCGGCAAAUCCGUACAGAGCCGAUCUGCGCGCUUCCCAGCAGCAACAGUUCUUCGACUUGGAUCUCGACCUUAAUCCUGAUCUAUAA